AUGGAAACAAGAACGCCCUUCGAGGAAGAAAAGGCAGCUUUACUAGACAAAGCCAUCUAUGCCUUAGAUCAGCUUCAUACCAAUCUGAAUAGUUUACAACGAAAUCUUGAAACGAUCAACGGCAUUGGUUUUCAAUUUGAAGGACCUACUCAUCUAUGGACAUCAUUCCACGAUGUUCUCUCUAACGGAACACCGCAGCAACCACAAGAACAGUACGAUGUACAGCAGCAGGUAUUUUCAACAAUAAAUCAACAACGAAAGCGUCAACGAGAUACUACCAAUGAAAAUGAUAUCCACACACGCUCGGCAAUAGCUCCCGCAUCAAGGACACAUUGA
Messenger RNA from Mycotypha africana, 336 nucleotides. RefSeq lists its product as uncharacterized. The coding region runs from base 1 to 336 and encodes 111 amino acids. The record is from RefSeq and is a predicted model, not a curated record. The transcript has a single exon. Gene Ontology annotation, cellular component: spindle microtubule; DASH complex; mitotic spindle pole body. Lineage: Eukaryota; Fungi; Mucoromycota; Mucoromycetes; Mucorales; Mycotyphaceae.